AUGGGAGAGGCAUCCUAUGUGAUUGGGAUAGAAAUAUUUCGGGAUAGGUCACAAAGAUUGUUGGGGUUGUCUCAAAAAGCCUAUAUUAAUAAAGUGCUAGAGAGAUUUAGAAUGGAAAAAUGCCCAUCAAGUCCCGUUCCAAUUCAUAAAGGAGAUAAAUUUAGUCUCAAUAAAUGUCCAAAGAAUGAAUUGGAACAAAAGCAAAUGAAAGAUAUUCCUUAUGCAUCAAUAGUUGGGAGCUUAAUAUAUGCCCAGACAUGUACGAGACUAGACAUCAGUUUUGCUGUUAGGAUGCUAGGCCGAUAUCAAAGUAAUCCAGGAAUGGACCACUGGAAGACCGCAAAGAAAGUAUUGCGAUACUUGCAAGGAACGAAAUAUUAUAUGCUCACUUGUAGAAGAUUUGAUCAUCUUGAUGUGGUUGGAUAUUCAUAUUCAGAUUAUGCUGGUUGUGUGGACAUAAGAAAAUCCACAUUUGGUUAUUUGUUCCUGUUAGCUGGAGAAGCAAUAUCGUGGAAAAGUGCGAAGCAGUCUGUUAUAGCUGCAUCCACUAUGGAAGCUGAGUUUAUGGCAUGCUUUGAGGCCACAGUUCAAGCUAAUUGGCUGCGGAACUUUAUUUCAGGACUUGGACUAGUCGACAGUAUUAUCGAGGCGUGGAAACUUUAUUGUGAUAACUCUAACAAUAGUCUUGCUUCUCUAAAAACGACAAGUAUUCAAAGGGUGCUAAGCAUAUGGAAUUGA
Lycium ferocissimum is the source of this 738-nucleotide messenger RNA. RefSeq names its product secreted RxLR effector protein 161-like. The transcript has a single exon. Bases 1 to 738 code for a protein of 245 amino acids. The record is from RefSeq and is a predicted model, not a curated record. Lineage: Eukaryota; Viridiplantae; Streptophyta; Magnoliopsida; Solanales; Solanaceae.